UGAACUUUGAACUUGGAUCUGCCUCAAAGUCUUGAGUUUAAAGACUUUGUGUGUUGUCAUGAGUGAACACGGAGGAACCAAGUGACUUCACACGUGUCGUUGAAGAUGAGAGAGAACAUGUUCCAGGAGGGUUUGUACCAAGUGUACUUUAAAGAGCACCCACAGACAACGAGGCCCGCCGCACAGGGGGACCUGCACCACGCCAGGAUUCAUCGCUGGUUCUCUUCAGUGGUAAACACCAGGCUGCUGGUCAGCGGGGUGGUGCAGUUCCUCAGCGGCGCGGUCUGCGUGCUGACCACUGUGUGCCACGCAUGCGUGAGCUACGACUGCUCCGUCGCCAUGACGACGUCGGUGUGGUCCAGCCUACUUUUUAUGGCUGCUGGAUGUGUGGCGGUAGAAGUUCAGAGGAAGCCCAAUAAACUCAAGAUCAUCAUUCUUAUGGUUGUUCACCUCCUCAGCCUGCUAAUUGGUUUCUCCCUGCUGUUAGCCUACUGCCUCUCAUCUCAGCGGCCUCUCGCACUCAACACGACAAAACAGCUUGUCGGCUCGUACGUGGCGAAGAGCAGCGCCGUAGCCUUCACUUUCCUGUGUCUGCUGCUCUCUCUCUUUAUCGUCUUAUUGUCGUGGAGAGGCCUCCGGCGCUACGGUAGUGGUACGGUCCACGUUCGUGGGUACGACCGUGUCGCGCAGGAGCCAGGUGACGACGACAUUGGGCCUUUAAUGGUGCACGUGGACUCAGUGUGAAUCUUUAUCUAUCUAUCUAUCUAUCUAUCUAUCGUGAAACUGCGAAUAAUUAACAGCCAUUGUAGUUACAUUUUUUUCCUCAUUUUUUUUUAACCCCAAAAUCUUGAAUAAGUGGGGAUAAACUGCCACUAAGCAUUUUCGGGGUGGGUUCCCCGCCAAAAAAUCACAAAAAUAAAAGGAAAACAAUUGAAAAAGAAAUGGUGCCAAACCGCAAGUAUGUGGGGGUUCACUGUACACUCUGUUUUUUUCCUCCCAGGCAGACAUAUUGCGUGUAACAGGACCAUGUUUUUAUGUCUACAAUAUCGUCUUGGUGGUGUUUAUGGCGUUGCCUGGGGCUUCACUGUUUUUGUUUUUUUGGUUUUAUAUGAUAUACAAUCAUGAUGUUUGGAGCACUUUGUGAACAUGUCUUUUUAAUGGUGUUAUAUCAAUAAAGUUGUUAUUAUUCUUCUUA
Phyllopteryx taeniolatus (common seadragon) is the source of this 1195-nucleotide messenger RNA. RefSeq lists its product as uncharacterized. Bases 106 to 744 code for a protein of 212 amino acids. The record is from RefSeq and is a predicted model, not a curated record. The transcript is spliced from 7 exons. Lineage: Eukaryota; Metazoa; Chordata; Actinopteri; Syngnathiformes; Syngnathidae.